Molecule: messenger RNA, 633 nt
Organism: Notothenia coriiceps (black rockcod)
Lineage: Eukaryota; Metazoa; Chordata; Actinopteri; Perciformes; Nototheniidae
Product: proprotein convertase subtilisin/kexin type 6-like
Exons: 2
Coding region: 308-613 (101 amino acids)
Biological process (GO): peptide hormone processing
Cellular component (GO): membrane; cell surface
Molecular function (GO): serine-type endopeptidase activity
Source: RefSeq, a predicted model, not a curated record
GAUGUUACCAUAAUUUCUUGAUGAAAUGUCAGGGGUUCUUAAAACAGCUGGAAUUAACUGUGGCACAGAUAUAUCAGGCUCUGGAUACACGCACAACACAUGUUGGUAGGAUACAUUCAUUGUUGGUUCUGGCCUUUUCAUGGGAUAUGCUAACAAUAAGAAAAACGUAGAAUCCCCCACUCUAAUCCUUUUAGUCUAGUUAACGAUAAAUGGUGUCUUGCCUCUUCCCGUAUCUUUUCUUUCUACAUGUGUGAAUGUACUAGAGCCUAAAGGCUUAGGAUAACCAGAGGAACAAUCUGCUCAAAACAUGGCACAUUCCUUCGAAAACCUGGUUGAACUACAGACAUUGAAUUGUCCUGAGGUGAACUGUGUGUUUGGUUUCUGCAGCCUUUUGUUGACAUGGAGAGAUGUGCAACAUCUUCUGGUGAAGACGUCCAGACCAGUCCACCUGAAAGCUGAUGACUGGAAGACCAACGCUGCAGGACUCAAAGUGAGCCACCUCUAUGGUUUUGGCCUGGUGGAUGCAGAGGCCAUGGUAGUGGAGGCCUCCAAGUGGAGGACUGUUCCUCCUCAGCACACCUGCAGUCGGGUUUCUGAGCGGCGUACCAGGUGAGGGAAACUGCAGGCAGGUGC